AUGGAGACAGUCGGGGAAUAUUUGGCAGCGGACCCGAAGGUUUUCGACCUACACACGUCUACCCCUCAGGUUCUCGAUCUCUGUUUGUCUCCGGGGGGCAUCGCGGCGUCUGUCGAGAAAGCGCUUCCAGGAUCAACCAUCGACGCAAUCAUUCUCGGUACCCCCCUUGGUGGCUAUAACGUUAUGAACCCACAGAUCUUUCGAAGUAUCAUGCAUACCGAUGCGACAAUAUAUGACUUGAUCGAUGAAGGAGUGGUAGUGAAAGAUAUUGAAACCGGAUUGUUUGACAUUACUCGUCCCUACCUUGGGGACCCGUACGACCUCAUAUUCUGCGGGGGCGCGGUGACAGAAGAGCAGCCCAAAGAAGUGUACCGUGGUUACUGCGAGGCAAUUCGCUUGUCGGUGUCUCAAUUGGUGUUCGCCCUGGAUCGGCUCAAGCAGGGGGGAUCGUUGGUCCUGCUUCUUCAUCAGAUUGACACCUGGCACACCGUGUGCAUUCUUCAUGCCCUCAGCAUGUUCGCCGACAUACAGGUAUACAAACAUCCCGAGAUACAUGCUAUCAAAUCGUCAUUCUAUCUCGUGGCGAAAAAUGUCAACUUGAACCACGAGGGCAUCAAGCAGACUAUUUCUAACUGGAGAGAUCUCUGGAGGUAUCUCGGAUCCAAGGAUCAUGCGGAUGCAGCUCGGAUGACUUGGAAGUAUGACGAAAUAGACAGCGACGAAGGAUCGAAACGUGAAGUUCAACAGUUCGGGCCUCGCUUCUUGGAAUUGGCUCGGCCUGUGUGGAAGAUUCAGGCCAGUGCUAUGCGUCGGGCAUCUUUCAAUUAA
Aspergillus melleus is the source of this 828-nucleotide messenger RNA. RefSeq lists its product as uncharacterized. The transcript has a single exon. The record is from RefSeq and is a predicted model, not a curated record. The coding region runs from base 1 to 828 and encodes 275 amino acids. Gene Ontology annotation, biological process: methylation. Gene Ontology annotation, molecular function: methyltransferase activity. NCBI's taxonomy places the organism in Eukaryota, Fungi, Ascomycota, Eurotiomycetes, Eurotiales, Aspergillaceae.